Messenger RNA from Girardinichthys multiradiatus, 6088 nucleotides. RefSeq names its product GTPase IMAP family member 8-like. NCBI's taxonomy places the organism in Eukaryota, Metazoa, Chordata, Actinopteri, Cyprinodontiformes, Goodeidae. The record is from RefSeq and is a predicted model, not a curated record. The transcript has 6 exons. Gene Ontology annotation, molecular function: GTP binding. The coding region runs from base 368 to 3919 and encodes 1183 amino acids.
UUGGGCUCGGUUCGAGGAAAAUACGACUGAGGGUCACUGUCUGUCUUGCUGUGGUUGCAGAGAGGUGUCGGUUUUAUAGAAGCAAUGUUCCGCUGAUGAGUUUUUGAUCCAGAAAAGCAGAAUCUGUAAAUAACUUUCUAACUUUACCGAGGAACCGCACAGUCCGAUCAAAGUUUCGCUUUAAGUCUUUCUGUGGCGCAGCAGGAGAUGAAGCUCCCAGUGCUGAUUUAUUAAAUCAGUAUGAAUAGAAAUUUAGCGUUUAGUAAAUUAAUUUUACUUAAUUCAUUAUAAAACUCGGGCAGAUAAUGAUUUGAUAUCAUUUCAAAGUCAUCCUUAAUCAAGCUCAGAUAAAUCAGGCCUGUACAAUAUGGCAUCUGCAGGUGAUGAAGCUGAAGAUGAUGUCAGAACCCAGCAGCGCAGAAACAGCCCAGACCUUGACCGGCCAGACUUCUCAGAGCUUCGGGUUGUUCUGCUGGGGAACAGCUGGUCAGAGAGGAGAUCUGUGGGGAACUUCAUACUGAAAGAGAAAAGGUUCAUCACUGAAAAAGCUCCUGGCCAGUGUGAGAAAUUUAUUACAGAGUUUGAGGAGAAGACAGUAACCAUCAUCAACACCCCAGACCUCCUGCAAGCCAACGUGUCUGCAGACAAACUCAAUGAGCAUGUGGAGACCUGUGUGAGAUUCUCUUAUCCCGGACCUCAUGUGUUCCUGCUGGUUCUACAGCCUGAAAACUUCACUGAAGAACAAAAACUGAGACUCUGUGGGUUCCUGACACGUCUUAGUGAUCGAUGGUUUGAUCAUUCAAUGGUUCUGAUUUCCACACCCAGAGAGAGGAGUGAAGCUGAUGAUUCACCUGACCUACUCUUAAAAGAGAUGAUUGUUAAAUGUCAGUACAGACACUUGAAGCUGAAGAACAUUGAUCAUCUUGAGCUGUUAACACGUUUAGGUCAAAUUAUAAAAGAGAACAAUGGAUAUUUGAGCUGUGAUGUAUUUAAGGAUGCAGAACAAAGACUAACUGAAGAAGAUGUCAAACAAGAGGAAGCCAGUUUGGUUUUCAGUCCCACACAAGACAACGCAGAUGGACUCAGGAUUGUGAUAUUUGGAAAAAGUGAGGACUAUAAGAACUCUCUCUGCAAAUCCAUCAUGAAGAAAAAGCAAAUUCCAUUUAUUAAACUUAACCCCUCAAAGCACAGCGUGGUGGCUUGUGGAGAAUGGAGAGGAAAACCAGUGAAGGUUGUAAAAUCUCCUGACAUCUUCAGUCUCUCAGUGGAAACUUUAAUAGAAGAACUGCAGAGUUGUAUGACGCUUUGUCUUCCUGGACCAAAUGUUCUGCUGCUGUUAGUGAAGCCUUCAGAGUUCACUGAGAAGAACAGAAAAACACUGAAGUUUGUUUUGAGCUUGUUUCAUCAAGAUGCCUUCAAGUAUGCCAUGGUCGUCACAACACAUGAACAUGAAAUGAGUCCCUCUGUUAAUGAACUUCUGAAAGAAUGUGCUGGAAGAUACUACAGCAUGUUUAGAGAAGAUCAUAACAUAUUAAUGCAGGAGAUCGAGAACAUUUUGGAUAGAAAUGGAGGAACAUUCCUCACCUUCAGAGAUGAGAUCAGCAGACCCCAACGUAAACAGAUAAAACCUCCUCUAAACCUGGUUCUGUGUGGAACUAGAGGAGCAGGGAAGACCUCAGCAGCCAAGGUCAUUCUAGGUCAGACAGAGCUUCAUUUAGCCUCCAACUCAUCAGAGUGUGUUAGAAACCAGGGGCAGGUGUGUGGACGUUGGGUUUCUCUGGUGGAGCUGCCUGCCUUGUAUGGAGAAGCUCAGCAGAAGGUGAUGGAGGAAUCAUUCAGGUGUAUCUCCCUCUGUGAUCCUGAGGGUGUCCACGCCUUCAUCCUGGUCUUACCUUUGGGUCCUCUCACCGAUGAAGACAAGGGAGAGCUACAGACCUUCCAGGACACCUUCAGCUCUCGGGUCAAUGACUUCACCAUGGUUCUGUUCACUGUGGAGUCAGAUCCUAAACAUCCGGCUGUUGUUAACUUUGUAAGCCGAGACAGAGACAUCCAGAAGCUCUGUCGGAGCUUUGGAGAAAGAUAUGUUGUUGUCAACAUGAAGGAUAGGCAGCAGAUCCCAGAACUGCUGGAGAAGGUGGAUAGAUCAAUCAUUCACAAGAAUAGUCCAUUUUUUUACACAUCAGAGACAUUCAUAAGAGGCCAAAUACAGAAGAGCAUACAGCAAGAUGAACGUAUCACCAGACUAGAGGCUGAAAUGAAGAAACUCAAAAAGACACCGUCAGAUCUGUGUGCGGAAUCAGAUCAGAGCUCCAAGUGUCUGAGGAUUGUGCUGAUUGGAAAGACCGGUUGUGGAAAGAGCUCCUCUGGAAACACAAUUCUGGGACGUAAAGUCUUUAAAGCUGAGACCAACCCCAAAUCAGUCACAAAACGUUGUCAGAAAGAACAAUGUGAGGUGGACGAUCGUCCUGUUGCUGUGGUCGACACUCCUGGUCUGUUUGAUGACAGUUUGACCCAUGAAGAAAUUAAUGAGGAGACUUUAAAAUGUAUGAGCAUUCUGGCUCCAGGCCCACAUGUCUUCCUGCUGGUAUUACGGAUCGGGAGAUUGACACCAGAGGAGAAAGAGACGUUGAAAUUAAUAAAGGAAGGCUUUGGGAAAGAUGCAGAAAAGUUCACCAUCCUUCUUUUCACAAAUGGAGAUACACUGGAACAUGAUGAGCAGACAAUCGAAAGUUACAUAGAAAAAGAUAAAGAUUUCUUAGAGAAGCUGAUCUCUGACUGUGGAGGAAGAUACCAUGUGUUUAACAACCAUGAUAAACAGAACCGAACGCAGGUCAGUGAGCUGAUCAGAAAGAUCGACACCAUGGUGAAGCAAAAUGGAGGAAGCUGCUACACCAACGAGAUGCUGCAGGAGGCUGAAACUGCCAUCCGGAAAAAAGCUGAGAACAUCCUGAAGGAGACGGAAGAAGAAAUGAAACGAGAGAAGGAGGAGCUUAAAAGAAAAUAUGAUGAAGAAAUGCAAGAAAUGAAAAGAAAAAUGGAAGAACAAAAAGAAAAACUAAGACAGGAAGCAGACAAGAAAUUAAAGGAAAUGAAAGAACAUAUUGAUAAAGAGCAUAAACAGAGAGAGAAGGAGCAGGAAGAGAGAGAAAAGGAAAAGAGAAAAAGAGAAACAGAUGAAAAAACUCAUCGACAGAAUCUGAUAAGGCAUCUUGAAAUUCUAGACAAACAAGUUCAGUCAGAAAAAGAGGAAAAGAAGAGUGUCAACAGAGAGCUGGAAAUGAUCAGGAAAGAGAAGGAGAAAUAUAAGGAGGCUUGGGAAAAAGAACGCAGAGAAUGGUGGGAAAAACAAAAAGAAGAGGAGGAGAUGAGAAAACAGGAGGAGCAAAGGAAAAGGAGAGAACUUGAGGAGCAGUACAAGAAGGAAAUUGAAAGAUAUGAAGAGGAAAGAAAGAUGGAGGAACAGAUCAGAAGAGAACAGGAAGAAAAAGAACGAAAGAUUUUAGAAGAAAAACUGGAAGGACUUCAAAAGGAAUACGAAGAGAAAGCAAGAGAGGAAGCUGUCAAGUCAAACGAAUUCCAGGAGAAAUAUAAAAAGGAGUUUGAGGCUCAGAAGGAGGUUCAUGAGAAGCAAAUGAAGGACCAAGAUGAGAAGUAUGACCUGUUGAAGGUGCUGGCAGCACAUAAAGAAGCAGAAAAGAGGAAACGAUAUCAGGCAGAAAUUAAUAAUUUAGUGAAAUGUGUUUCAAAGAAGAAAGAAAAUCUGACAGAAGUCAAAGAUUUACUAGUGAAACAUGAGCAAGAAUUAAAUCAAAAGAUAACACAGGCAGAAAAAGAAGAACUGCAGAAAAAUCAUGAAACUGAAAUAAGUGAACUUGUGGAGAAACUUCUUACAGCUGAGAGAAAAUGUUGGAUUUUAUGAGGAGAAUUUUUUGCCUCAGCUAAUCUGAAAAAUUGUUGUCUGUACAUUUCUGAAAUAUCCAUGUGAACAUGAGACAAAUGUUCAUGGUAUCAAAGUUUGAUCAGUGUUGGGAAUUAGAGGUGUGGUAGGGCAGAGUGGGGUAAGAUAAGCUACUUUUACCUUUUCGUUCUUCAGGCAAAAUUAAAUGACACUCGAGUAAAAUGAAAACAUCUACUCAUAAUUGUGACUGUUGUCUAACAAAUUAAAAUACAAGAAUGAGUCUGCCACAAACAGCUAUGGCAAUAUAACAUCAGAAAAAAUGAUUCAAUUCAAUUCAGUUUUAUUUAUAUAGCGCCAAUUCACAACAAAUGUUGUCUCAAGGUUCUUCACAACAGUCAGGUUCAUACAUUCCAAUUAGUCCUAACCAUUGAACAGUGCAGUCAGUUAUUUAUUCAAAGUGGCUCAAUUUGCCCCAGGCCUGGGAUAAAUUGAUCCAUAUUACAGGGUAAAAUGACCCAUCUAUUUUUCUGGUCUGUUGUGGUGAAGAAAGAACUGAGCCAGAAAGCAGAGCUCUUCUGACCGUCACUUAUGGUCAUGAGAUACAGAUCAUGACCAUAAGAACAGGAUCCCGGAUACAAGUGGCCAAUACAUGAUUCCUUCAGAGGGUUGCUGGACUCAGCCUUAGAGACAGGGUAAGGAGCUCCUUAAUCCCACAAGGGCUCAAAGUAGAGCCUCAGCUUCUCCACCUCGAAACAUCGUGGUCAGCUGACGUGGUUCAGAUAUCUGAUUAGGAUGACCUCUAGUUGCCUCCCUUCUGAGGUUUUCCAGGCAUGUCCCACUGGGAGACCACGGGGAAGACCCAGAUGGAUGGAUGGAUGGAUGGAUGGAUGGAUGGAUGGAUGGAUGGAUGGAUGGAUGGAUGGAUGGAUGGAUGGGUAUCAUCAAACUUUUCUAAUCAAUGCAGUAUAGUAUCCAUUAUGUCCUGCAGACUAUACCUGCUUUGACCAUUAAUUGUCCAGUUGUUCAGGACAAGAAUGAUGUUUUUUUGUGGAAACUCAAAUGCCAACUCACGGCUCCUCUUUGUAGUAAGGCAACAUUUUGAAGUGGUCAGCCAGCUCUUUCUACAUCUCCAUCUCCACUGUAUAGACUCUAUUUGCUCUCUUGUUUCACUGUAGCCCAUUGCUUUCUGUGUUUUGACCUCACUAUGAACCCUUUGCGGUGUUGAUCUACCAAUGUUUCUGUCCAUUGCCACAUAUUUGAUGGAUUUCCAUCCUUGACAUCUGAAAGUGUUUUCUCCAUCUUCUCCAAGAUUGUUGAGCCCAAGUUGGACCUUCUCCUAUACAUUCUUGGCAUUUUUACAUUAUGCAAUUUGGAAAGAUAUGACUGACAGUUAUUAACUUUCAGCUGGGUAAAGUCAAACCAGUGGUUCAAUUUAACCCAUGACCUUUAGCUCACUUUGCCCCAUAGCCACCAUUUUGGACAAAAUGGUCCAGUUUAACUAAUAAAGUUGGGAAACCACCAACAUAUACCAUGUGCAACAAUAGCUAAAAGAAAUGUACCUUGAUGCAACUUUCAUUGAACACAAAACAUUAAGGAAAAAAUGGUUAUUUAUAGAAAAACAAUCUUACCACUUGUCACAUGAUGGUUGCCUUCUGAAAGCAAGGUCACCUGACCCCAGAAAAGCAUGGUUGCUAGGAUACAGGGGGUGGCUCAUCUUAUCCCACUCUCCUCUUCCUGUUCUGUUGAGUUCUUAAAAUAUAUUUGAAUCUAACCCUGGAGAAUGUUAUUGCCAUCUGCCAGCACAUUCAAGAAGAAGAAACAGCCUCUAUAAAUAGGACUGUCCAUUGGUGAGUGUGAGCCUGGCUGUGUUGCUCAAUGCCGUGUGGGGUGCAGAUCUUCUCCUGUGGGCUUCUCCCUGCUUCUGCUGAACCUGGUACACAGAGAAGCCCCAGGUAGAUGUGGUCACUUCCAGAGCCUUUAAAGAAAUGUGUCCAUUGUUGGAGAAAAUAUGAUGAUGAUAUGCAUCACCCAGAGCUGUCUUGUGCACUGUAACUGUACAAUAGAAAAGUUAUGUGAAUUUUCCUAAGAUUCUGAAGUGUCUGAUUUUCUUUUUAAUAGAAAGUGGAAUAAAUUGUGACUCAAGGUUUGUUUUUUCUUCUAGGCAAUUAAAUAUGGGAUGCCAGUAAUGCA